CUGUGUUUCAACCUUUUGUCAUAUACAGGUAAAACAUUUACGCUCCACUGUCGUAGGCAUUCGAGCGGAACAUAACAUGUCAGUGCACAAUUGUGUCUUACGAUAAAUAUAUCAUUCAUCUGAUGAAAUUGCAAUGAUUUAAAAAUCCAAUAGUGAUAUAUCUUUUUAUGUCAAUAGCUAUCAACGAAUUCCAUUAUGAGCACCAAGGGUUAGCAUCGCAACCACGUGUGGUCAUCUGACUUAUUUUUCAUUGGUACCCUCGGAAAUUUGAUCACGUAACCGAGUUUUUGUUGUUGCUGCUGUUUUUUUCCUAUUGGCAGUGUCGACCUGAGGACCAGCGACGUUUUGUUUAUGUACAGGACAGUUUUAAUUUAGAUAUGGCUUCUACAAUGAAUACCACGAGACGUGCAGCGCUAGUUUGUAUUAGUCUGUUAGAAAUAUUCCUUUUCGGAGGAAUGCAGUUUGGAUGGUUUGCCCUUGUUUUUAUACUAAAACAGGAGGACUUGUUUAAAUAUCUGUGUGUUCCGAGCGGUGACAGUAACUCUACUGGAGUAAACUCACAAAAUGAAGACUGCUUUCGCCAAGACGAACGAUUCAAUUUAAUCUUCAGUGUUGGAAAUGCUGUACUAACUGUGGGAACAGUUGUCAAUGGAAAGUUAUUCCUAUCCUUUGGCAUUAAACGAAUACGCAUGCUUUAUAUAUCAAUGGCUGUAGGCGGAAUUUUAUUCUUCGCUUUCGCAUCACCUGAUAAUCCGUGGCUCUUACUACCCGGCGAAAUAAUGGUGGGGAUGACAGGUGUGUCUUUAUUGGUGUCAAACUUCAUACAGGUGCCGUUUUUACUGCCGAAAGGUUCCUCAAUAUACAUUGGCCUUCUGAAUGGGUGUUAUGACUCAUCCGUUCUCACCUUUAUGCUGGUCAAGAAACUGUAUGAAGGCGGGAUAGAUAAGCAGUUCUCCUUUAUUGGUCUCGCCAUUCUUUUGAUCGUGAUUUCCGGUGUAUGUACACUGUUACAUCCCUCACGAGAGCCUCACACAACUAAUACAAAUAAUUCAGUUUCCAAGGACGACAGCAUUAAAGAUGAUGACGUCAACGGUUGCCAGGAAGUUGUACAGACCACUCCUGAUCCUUCAUCAGAAAUCAAAUCCGUAGGAGACAUACUCCGCCAUCCUCUCUUCAUUUCCCACGUGGUAUGGAUCAGUAUCGUGAUGUUGAAAUACAUCUACUUUUUAGGAUCAGCAAACAGAAUGAUGACGCAACUCCUCAGAGAUGAAAGUCGAGUGAGCUAUUUCUCUGAUGUCAUGACGUUUACAAUGAUUGGCAGUUUGUUGUCAUCUUUCAUCGCCGGGUAUACGAUACACGCGAUGGAGAAACCGUUUACGGGAAGUAUGAGGAUGGUGAUCCCCCUUGCGAUGACGUCAUGUUUAGCUAUCUUCCUGUCUGCCCUGGCAUUCGUACCAGAACCGCCAGUCCUGUACGUCGAUUUUAUUGUAUUGACCUUCCUUCGGUCUUUCAUGUAUACCACAAACAUGGACUUCAUCAGAGUCGCAUUUCCUUUGAAGUACACGAGUAUGAUAUUUGGUCUUGUGAUGGCUAUUUCUGGAAUUCUGACGAUAACACAAUAUGGUCUGUUCGACUGGGCGGAGAAGUAUGAUGAGGCAACGAUAGAUGUGAACGUGUUCCUGUUGUGUCUAUCUAUCGUCUCCCUGGCUCAUCCCAUUGUCGUAUUCUACAGAGAGAAGUCAAAAUCAUCAUGUAUUUAGAGAGAGAGAGAGAG
Messenger RNA from Pecten maximus, 1774 nucleotides. RefSeq names its product solute carrier family 43 member 3-like. The record is from RefSeq and is a predicted model, not a curated record. Gene Ontology annotation, biological process: transmembrane transport. Lineage: Eukaryota; Metazoa; Mollusca; Bivalvia; Pectinida; Pectinidae. Gene Ontology annotation, molecular function: transmembrane transporter activity. Bases 378 to 1760 code for a protein of 460 amino acids. The transcript is spliced from 10 exons.